AUGUCCGGAUUGACUGGUUUCACCGACAACCCUUUUCGGAACCGUUCCGAUCUCCUACGAGCAGCAGUUGCUAUCGUCAAGCCAUUGAAAUCUUAUAGAUCUACCUCGGAAGCUCGUGUCAAACUAUAUCCCUCAACUGCAGCAGGAUUUGACGAUGUCGCCGCUCAGCUAGAAGGCUUCGCACGUCCAUUAUGGGCUAUAUCAGCUCUUAUUGACAAUGGUGCUGACCCUUCAAUAUGCUCCUGGAUCAAGGGCAUCGAAGCCGGAGUAGACCCAAGUAGUUCCGAAUAUUGGGGCCAGCUUGGAUCUUUUGACCAGCGUAUGGUUGAGAUGGAAUCCAUAGCUUUCGCCUUGUUGACAGAACCCCAUACAAUUCUGUCGCUCUUGAAACCUGAAUCAGUAACGAAUCUGGAACGAUGGCUGGAACAAAUCAAUAAUUUCACUAUGCCACAAAACAACUGGCGAUGGUUUCGAGUCCUUGUCAACUUGGCAUUGACAAAAGUACUUGGGUCAGACAAAAGUGCAGCGCGACACGCAAUGGAUGCGGACUUUGCAAUUCUCGAUCAAUUCUACCUCGGUGAGGGCUGGUCUUCUGAUGGUGUUUGGGGCGACGACAGGAAGCAGGCAGACUAUUACUCUGGCAGUUUUGCUAUCCAAUUUGCCCAACUACUUUACACGCGUUACGCCGAUGACGAUCAUGACAGAGUUGCAAAAUAUAGACAACAGGCAAUCGAGUUUGCGUCUGAGUAUUGGAGAUACUUUGAUACAAACGGUGCUGCUAUUCCUUUUGGUCGGAGCAUGACGUACCGGUUCGCAUGUGGAGCGUUUUGGGCUGCUUUUGCCCUCGCCAAUAUCACAUCUACAGACUGUCUUGUUAGCUUGGGAACAGUCAAAGGACUCCUCUUAAGGCAUCUACGAUGGUGGUCAAAACAACCAGAGAUUUUCAACUCGGAUGGUACCAUGAAUAUCGGCUUUACCUACCCCAACAUGUACAUGUCGGAAGACUACAACUCAAGACAAUCAGUCUACUGGUGCUUGAAGUCUUUCGUCGUGUUAGGACUCCGAGAAAAUCACCCUUUCUGGACUGUUGAAGAAGAGUCCCAUCCGAGGGCACCAGGUUCAAACAUAGCAUCGCCCUUGGACGCUGUAAAGGUUUUCGGACUGCCCUCGCAAAUCGUGUGCAACUGCCCAGAGCAUCAUUACCUUUUAUCGGCAGGACAAAUGACAACCAAAAUGUUCAAAGCCAGAGAGGCAAAGUAUGGCAAGUUUGCCUAUUCCUCCGCGUUCGGAUAUAGUGUGCCAACUGGUCCUGAACUUCAUCAAUUGGCUCCAGAUAGUACAUUGGCUUUGAGCAUCGAUGGUGGCGAGACAUGGAAGGUUCGGUGGGAGCCAGUUGAUGUCGUCAUCGGAACUACGCUUAUUGAAUCUGAGCAAGGCCGUCAUUACCUUCCUUCCAUCACAAGCACGUGGAGACCGUGGAAGAAACUCAACAUGGCGGUCAGGACAACUCUGAUUCCCUUGGCUUCGUAUUAUCCGGGAUGGCAUGUCCGCGUCCAUUGCAUCAUAGGUCUUGAAACAGCUAGUAGCAUCCCCUGGUGCGACAGCGUCGAACUUAUCGAUAGUUCUUUUGCUGUAAAAGCGCUGACUAACGAGGGUUAUCACGUUCCUCCCAUCUCUAACACCGAUGCCAUCAAGUCCACUGAUGGCUUUAUUGCUGAUCAGUCAAGUGUUCUUGUCAAAUCCGGCGGUGGAGCGAGUGGUAUUGUUGACUUGACAAGCAAGAUCGAUUACAAAGGGGUAACCGGUAGGGCUCAGCCGAGACUUGAAGCCAAAGGACAUUUGAUCGCAGCAGAUCCCAACACCAAUCUCAUCGAGCAGAGAACUAUCAUCCCGUCAAUUAGAUACUCUCAUGCAUUUGCUGGUGGAGGUACAUCGAACUCAGCGUCAGAACGUCUGUCGUUAGUGGUUGUUGCUACUGCAGUGUUUGGCGUCAGCAGCGCCAACAUAGAUCAAACAGACAUAUAUGCUUUAUGGAUUAAUCGACCGGGGUUGAAGCUCAAUGAAAGUGCAACUGGUACCAUUAGUAUAGUAAUUAUAUAG
Molecule: messenger RNA, 2100 nt
Organism: Fusarium venenatum
Lineage: Eukaryota; Fungi; Ascomycota; Sordariomycetes; Hypocreales; Nectriaceae
Source: RefSeq, a predicted model, not a curated record